This is a messenger RNA of Schistocerca piceifrons (Central American locust), 3190 nucleotides long. RefSeq lists its product as uncharacterized. The coding region runs from base 306 to 2762 and encodes 818 amino acids. The record is from RefSeq and is a predicted model, not a curated record. The transcript has 10 exons. NCBI's taxonomy places the organism in Eukaryota, Metazoa, Arthropoda, Insecta, Orthoptera, Acrididae.
CGGUGCGCUACGGGAGCGUCUAGUUGUAAGAGCAGGUGUGCGUGUGUUGAGCGGAGCUGUCAGUGCCUUGGCUGGUGCAGCGAUUCCGACGGCUGCAGUCUUCAAUAGCGGUAUCAACAUAAUGGAGAACAUUAACAGAUGCACCUAAGUGGUAACAGCAGUCUUCAAUACUACUUUCCACAUUGCAAGCUGAUGUCCAGAGCAGGUGGAAAACAGCAAUGUGUGGUGUGUGAAAAACAUGAAACCUGCUUGAGCAAUGUGGCACUACAUUCAGAGAAAUUCUGGAUUUUCUGCAGAAAACCAAAAUGGGAGAACAAAACAAGGAAGGAGUUCGUCUGUCUGGAUAUUUAGAAAAGAAGGGGGGUAUGAAACUUAUACCUGCCUGGAAGCAAUAUUGGUUUGUUCUAAAAGGCCAGCUGCUGCUGUAUUACAGAUCUGAAGCUGAUUACCUAAAUAUCUCUGUACACAAGGGAUCUAUAAACAUGGGACUAGCAUCUAAUGUACGUCCAGGACUAAACCGACCAAAUAUAAUAGAGAUCAUCACUCGCACUCAGAUCGUCACACUGAGAACCAAAGAUCGCAGCACACAAGAACAAUGGCUUCAAGCUAUGCUGGAAUCAAUGGCAGUUCCCAAGUCUGCACGAAACAGCACUGUGCCUAUGCAUAUGCGAUACUCCUUAGACAAUUUACCUGUUGUAUCGAAAGAUGUACAAACUGCUGACAAUAACAACUGUGCAACAACUGUAGGGGAAAGCAAGGACAGCAUUAUAGCCCGGAUAAAUAGACUGGGAGGUCGAUCAUAUGGAACAGGAAGUUUUGAAUCUGCCAUCCAUCGACACAGCAUUUCCCAUCGAGCAGCACAGGAGACUGAGAAUGGUGCAGAAGUGGACAAUAGAAUUUCCCAAGAUGGCAGCUAUGUCUCUGAAUAUGCAUACAUAGAUAAUAAACUCUAUCACAGAUCACAAAGUGAUAGUAUACACAAUAUAUCAUCUAGUGCUGCUGUGGUAAAAAAUAUAUCUGAGGAUGAAGAUGAUGAUGAUGAUGCAUAUGAGCAACUUCCAGUUGAUAGCUUAAAAAAACAGGCACAACAUGAGCAGAGACACACUGACUCUUUAGAAAGAGAGCAGCAUACGGUUUCAACAAUACAGGGAAACAGACCCCCUAUACUGGAACCAGAAUUACCUCCACGUUCACCUUCCAAACGUAAACAACAUAUUUCUGAUGCAGAGGAAGACUUGGAAUAUGCAGAGUGUUAUGAAGAGGUGGGGCUUAAUGAAAAUAAACAAGGAAAUGGGAAAGAAAAAGCAAAACUCAAGAAGAAAAAUUCUAAAAAGGUCAAGAGCAAAAAUAAGGAACUGAAACAGGAGCCAUUAAAUAAAGAAAAGAACAGCAAAAAUGGAAAGAGCAGUUUCUUUAAAUCAGUUUUUGGGCACUACCGCAAAAAAGCAGAGACAGAAAAAAUAAGUAGUGGUCCAGAUCAGGCAAUAACAGAUUUACCUGAAGAACCUGCAUAUGAGUCCGUUGAAUGCACUCCUGCCAUACCUGCUCCUGCCAUACCUGCUGAUGUUUCAGAGACUGAUUUGUCAGAAGUAUCACCAACCAAAGGAGUUUGCAAGAGAAGUUUACUGCCAAGUAUCACCUUAACGGAAUUGCAACAGAAACUUAAAACCUAUGAUGACCACAAGGAUGGUGAAACAUCUAAUGCAGACAAUAAAGGCAAUAAUGGUAUUCCAGAUGAUGAGCACACUGAAAAAUCAUCAGAGAGCAGCCCUCCCAGUCUGCCCCCACGCCGAAGUAUUGAGAGACGACCAAGUUCUCCAUGGCAUGAUGUUCCUACAAACAAUUCACCUGUGGAUGGCGAUAGCAACAAAUUAACACUUAGUCAAGAACAGCAGGACUCACUGCUUGGCACUCCUGAAGGCUUUGCACUACUUAAGAGCAAGUGGCAGGCAGCAGAAAGGGGUGGUGAGUGGAACCCAGAGUUACAUCACCUCAAGUUGUUGCAGUCACCUGAUGAAGACAUAAAGAAAGAGGAUUCUGAUUCGAUGCCCAGUCUUAGCCAUUUAUAUAGUAAGGUUGACAAGAAGUCGAAGACAAGUUUGGAUAAAAUGGACUCACGUGAACUAAACUUUCAGCCUGGAGAACAACAGUUAAUAAUACCAGUGUCACCUUCACAUAAAAUACCAAUCACGAGGACUGAUGUGAGAGAGGAACAACUAGAUGGGGACUAUGGUAUGAUGGAUACAAGUAGAGAAGACUCAAAGAAAGAGGAAGAAGACAAUUUUCAACAAGACAGUUUAAUGAGCUGUCUCUCAAGUGACAAAGAAUACAUCAUAUCUCGUGACUCAUUGCAGGAUAAGUCUCUGAGUUUAGAGUUACCCACUGAUCAGAAGAAUGAGAGGCACAUUCAAGAACUGAAUAACAGGAACUCUAAUGAUCUAAAUAUUCUUCUAGCACAACUUGCUGAAAUUACUACAGCUCCCCUGUUGACACCAGGAGCAACUAGCAGUCUUGUAAACUAUCCACACUCAGAUAUGAACGACAAGUUGGCACUGAUGGAGCCCAUACGGCGGCGGAGACAUUCAGAACCUGAUUAUGAUAUUCCUCGGCCACAUCAACCCUUAUUAAUUCAGCCCCCUUCUGAUGCUGAAAGAUCACCAAAUUUGGACAAGAAGCAUAGAGAACGCCACCAGUAUGAGGAUGCUAUUAGCUGCAACUUAAGCAUUAGUCCAGAUUCACUGGAACCAGUUCCGAGUCACUGAUAAAGAACUAUUUGUGAUUAGUUGUGUGUAGUGUAAAUUUGUAAAUGCUCAGUUGCAUUGACUGAAUUCAGAGACUGUAUAAAGCUAAUAUGAUUGUAAAUAAUGUAUGUAAUCAUGUAUUAAUAGUAUAGAACAUUAAACUUGAAAUGAGAUAUUUAAAAAUAAAAGCUGUUCUUUAUAUUCAUAGUUGCAGUCAUUUUGGAAGCUUAUUUUAUAUAGGAGAGCAGGAGCAAAUUCCCCCAAAAUUCUUUGCUCUGCACUUUAUUACAAUGUUACACAUAGGAAAAAACUCAAAUUUUCUACCAUUCUAAAGGAAACUUUAUUGGUAGAAAAAAUGGACGAAGUUGUGGCACCAUUAAAAGAUUGUAAAUCUGUGGACUGAAAUUUUAUUUUAUGUUUUUUCUUUCAGAUGUGAGAAUACAAUUAAG